Pseudoliparis swirei is the source of this 658-nucleotide messenger RNA. RefSeq names its product UPF0729 protein C18orf32 homolog (gene c21h18orf32). The transcript has 3 exons. The record is from RefSeq and is a predicted model, not a curated record. Lineage: Eukaryota; Metazoa; Chordata; Actinopteri; Perciformes; Liparidae. Gene Ontology annotation, biological process: positive regulation of canonical NF-kappaB signal transduction. The coding region runs from base 101 to 376 and encodes 91 amino acids.
GACUUCGGCGCAGAGACCAAAACACAGAAGAAGAAUCUCCUCUACAGCGGCAGUACGUGACACCAGGUGUGUUGUUGUGAUCCAAAUAGGUUCUGCAGUCAUGGUGUGCAUCCCGUGUAUCGUGAUUCCUGUCCUGUUGUGGGUCUACAAGAGGUUCCUGGAGCCGUUCAUCUAUCCUUUCAUUGCACCAAUUAUUAAUAGAUUCUGGACCAAAAAAGCCGUGCAAGAGACCCCGACUAGCGGCCAAAAAGUUACCGAAAAGAGUAAUGGCACUUGUGAGCCUGAAAGCAACGGUGAGGCCACUGGCAAUGGAUCCACUGGCAUUGGAUCCACUGGCAAUGGAUCCACGAUAGCAGCAGAUAAGAAGACAGAUUGAUAGCUCUAGAUUAUUAUGAUGCAUCUAAAACAGUGUAAAUAUUCCAUUAGUAUAAUGUAGAGAAACUAUGAAUUAACUUACAAUACUUCUUUGAAUGGAUUGCUUUUUAAUAUUAUCGAAUACAUUGAUUCCAUUCAGUUGUACUUAUUGUUGAAAUAUUUUCCUUGUUAAUUAUUAAUUGAUCUAUGCAUUUAAUGUGUUGAUUAUUCACUCAACAGAAUAGUUUUUCCAAGUCAAAUUUAGUUUAAUGAAUGAAUAAAAUAGAACCUUCAAAUAAAAAAA